Molecule: messenger RNA, 1739 nt
Organism: Micromonas commoda
Lineage: Eukaryota; Viridiplantae; Chlorophyta; Mamiellophyceae; Mamiellales; Mamiellaceae
Gene: TR
Product: thioredoxin-disulfide reductase
Exons: 5
Coding region: 223-1431 (402 amino acids)
Biological process (GO): cell redox homeostasis; glutathione metabolic process; cellular response to oxidative stress
Cellular component (GO): cytosol; mitochondrion
Molecular function (GO): flavin adenine dinucleotide binding; glutathione-disulfide reductase (NADPH) activity
Source: RefSeq, a predicted model, not a curated record
UGGCACUGUCCUGCACCGAACUACGAAACCGUUUCUCAUCGCACCCUGAAACGACUUUGGUUUGCGCAUAGUGUGCUCAGCACCAUCAGCACUAGGAAACCUGCAUACGGGCAUUCUCCUCUAAUUUUCGAGCUUGUCCGCGAGGUUGCGGAGGCGGGUAAAGCUGCGGCGAGAGUUUUCUGUUGCUCUGCACUUGAUCAAGCUACCGCGUUAGUUACGAAGAUGACGCCUGACGUGCACCCAUAUGAUUAUGACCUUGUCGUCAUCGGGGGGGGGUCUGGGGGCCUUGCCGCAGCAAAACAAGCUGCCAAGCUUGGGGCAAAGGUAGCGUGCCUUGAUUUCGUCAAACCUUCCCCGAGGGGAAGCACCUGGGGGCUCGGGGGCACAUGUGUCAACGUCGGAUGCAUACCCAAGAAAUUGAUGCAUCAGGCAGGGAUCUUAGGAGAAUCUUUCUCUGAUGCCAAAGAAUAUGGAUGGCAUGUCCGCAACGACGGGCAUGAUUGGAAUAAGAUGAAAAACGGCAAAAUAGAGACUAUGACAGCCAACCGAAUUUUAAUCGCAGUUGGAGGUCGACCAAGCUAUCUCGAUGUACCUGGCGCUGAAGAAUCUCUUGGUUAUGACACAACCGUCGCCAUACGAUCCAUUCCUCUGCGUGGAUUUGAUACCGAGAUCGCAGAAAAAAUCGUGGGAUAUAUGGAGCGGCAUGGUACUAAGUUCAUGCGCGACUCCCAACCUUGCGCAUUUGAGAAAAGAGCAGGUGGUAAGAUCGCCGUCAAAGUGAAGAACACAGUCUUUGGCAACGAGUUUGAGACCGAGUUCGACACUGUGAUCCUUGCCGUCGGACGCCAUGCUGUAACGGCUGGGCUCAAUCUAGGCGCUGCCGGUGUCAGAGUCAACCCCAGAAAUGGCAAGAUUCCUUGCGUUGAUGAGGUGACAAACAUAUCCCACAUUUACGCCGUCGGUGAUGUGUUGGAUAUGCGUCAAGAGUUGACACCGGUGGCGAUAAAGGCCGGGGUCAACCUUGUCAAUCGAAUCUUCUCAGGCGGUAAAUAUGGAUGUAUUGGUAUGUCUGAGGAGCUUGCAAUUGAAACGUUCGGUGAUGAGAAUGUGGAAAUAUAUCAAUCAUACUUUAAGCCUUUGGAAUGGGCAGUUAAUCACGCUGAGCACGACGGCGUCGCGCAUCGUGAAGACAAUGCAUGUUAUGCGAAGCUCAUUACCAACCUUUCUGACGACGAGCGCGUCGUUGGAUUCCACUACGUUGGGCCGAACGCUGGAGAAGUAACACAGGGCUAUGCCGUGGCAAUGAAGAUGGGUGCUAAGAAGAGCGAUUUUGACGGCACCGUUGGCAUUCACCCUACCGUGUCAGAAGAGUUCACAAUACUAUCCAUCACGAAACGUUCAGGUGUUGACGCCACGAAACGGGGCUGCUGAGGAUAAUACGGCCGCUGAGCGUUUGUUUUUAGCCCAUGUCAAGAUAUAAUCCUUCCAUGGGAUGGAUCAAACGUAACCUCAUCGGCUACACGAAAAGCCAGCUUUUUUGCUUUCAUUACGCGACAUGUCAUGUGAUGGUUGGGUCAUAACACGCUGCGUACUUGCGUCGACCUUUACUUGAUAUCGUAAGGCAUUCUCCCACUGUGGUCAGGCGUAUCAACAUAUUUGCAUGGUCUUUGAGAUCAGUACUAUUGCGAUGCAGCCGACUGUGUACUGCAAAUGUAAUGUGCAUCAAUAUAACUAUAACG